This is a messenger RNA of Pyrus x bretschneideri (Chinese white pear), 840 nucleotides long. Its product is annotated as root meristem growth factor 10. The coding region runs from base 78 to 572 and encodes 164 amino acids. The record is from RefSeq and is a predicted model, not a curated record. The transcript is spliced from 2 exons. Lineage: Eukaryota; Viridiplantae; Streptophyta; Magnoliopsida; Rosales; Rosaceae.
CGAGCUUGCUUUAGUCUCCAUAUCUCUAUAUCUGCAGCAUUCAAAAACGAAUAUAUAGCCUGUGUUUCUCAAUCAAUAUGUCAACCAGUACUGCUCAUUAUCUUCUUCUUUAUCUUCUAUGCCUUUCUUUCCAUGCAUGUAAUGCCCGGCGUCUUGGUGCGGUUCAUAAGGAGCCUGACAACAAAUUUCACCUCAUCAACAAGAGUACUAAAGCAAAGGUUUCGGAUCAUAAAAUUCCAGCUAUGUCAAUGAUGAAGUCUUUCUCAUCAAAGCCAUCACUUGAUCAAGGGGAUAAAGGAGAAAGCACAGAACUACAAAGUGAUAGUAUUAAUAAUAAAGAGCCGAAGCACACAAAGACCAAUGAUGAUCUGAAGACCAUUCCGAAAAAAAUCAUAAAAGGUUCAACCUCAGCCCCAAGUGCUGAUCAUCCAAUAAGUACUUCAAAGCAUGAUAAGUCGUCUUUCGUUUCGGUUUCAUGGCGUGUGCCUCGCAAGAAGCGUGGAGUUCAGAAGCAACCUGGGUUUAAUCUGGACUACUCACCCCCAAAGACACACCCUCCCUCUCAUAACUGAGACCUUCAUAACAUAUAUCAUUAUAUAUCGAACCCUAAUUUUGUUGCUUUACCUUUUUUUUUUUUUCCGAGCUUUUGCUUUAAAACUAAUAUAUAUACUUCUCACUAUCUCUUUCAAUCCAUUCCACCAAUAUGCAUGUGGGAAGUUAUUGCAGUCAAGAAACCAGUAGGGCCUCACAGAAUUCCUCCUAGCUUCAUGCUCUUGCCGGCAAAAAGUACUAUAUAUAAGUUAUGACAUAUGAUAUGACUGUAUAACAAAAAUGGAUAUU